UUUUGUUGCCAGCGGUUUAGACAUUAAUGGCUGUGUGUUGAGUUAUUUUGAGGGGACAGCAAAUUUACACUGUUACACAAGCUGUACACUCACUACUUUACAUUGUAGCAAAGUGUCAUUUCUUCAGUGUUGUCACAUGAAAAGAUAUCAUCAAAUAUUUACAAAAAUGUGAGGGGUGUACUCACUUUUGUGAGAUACUAUAUGUCAGACACACACUUUCUGUAGAGCUCUUUCUCACACUUCUAGAAGGGGAAGUGAAUGUGCUAUGACUUCCUGCUUAAGAGACAGAUGAAGACACACAGCACAUUCACAGAGCGGGACAGAGACAGUAACAGUGUGUAACACGACAGGAGCUUUAAUAUCUUUCUGAAGUGGAGUUGGUGUGGAGAUCUGGGAGUGUGAACUCAGGAUGAAGAUCCUCCUCAUCUUCACCCUCUGUCUGAUCUCAGAUGGAGGAGACUCCAAGGAAGUAACAGGAUAUUCAGGAGGAGGAGUCCUUAUCAAGUGCAAGUAUGAUACAGAAUACAGAGAAAACCAAAAAUUUUACUGUAAGGGUCCAUGGCUAUCCUGUUCUUACCAAAUAAAGACAGAAGCUAAAAAUGAGUGGAUAAAUUCAGGAAAAUUCUCACUGUUUGAUGAUACCAAAUCAGCAGAGUUCAGUGUGAUGAUCAGAGAGCUCACUGUAGAGGAUGCUGGGACGUACUAUUGUGGAGUUUAUAGAGAUUUAUUGUUAGACAUUUACACACUGGUGGAACUGAAGGUGAAGGAAGAUCUGUUCUAUGAGAAGUCCAUCAGUAAGAUUGUCCAUGUAGGAGGAGAUUUGAAUAUCAGCUGUAAAUACCCACAAUCCCUCAGGAGUGACCCCAAGUUUCUUUGCAAGACGAGGCUGCAAGAUUCUGCUUGUUCUUAUAAAGAAUCUGUUAAAGAAAGCAGAAAAUAUGUAAAUGAGGGGAAAUUCUCCCUGUAUGAUGACAGAGAAACACAAAUGAUGACUGUGAGUAUUAGAAAUGUAACUGAGCAGGACUCUGGUGAAUACUGGUGUGGAGCUGAAGCAGCCUGGACAUCUGAUGAUGGAUACAAGGUUUAUUUCACACAGAUCGACCUGACAGUUACUGAUCCACGUGUCCCAGUUUCAACCUCGAUACCAACACAACCUUCAUCAUCAUCAUCAUCAUUAUCACCAUCAUCAUCAUCAUUAUCACCAUCAUCAUCAUCAUCUGAUUCUACUCCAGCUUCUCCUCCAGCAGGAUUUCCAGCUUCCACUGUGAUAACUGUGUCUGUAAUUCUGCUGCUGCUUCUGAUUGCAAUCUCAUUCCUCUUUGUGAUUCUACAAAAGAGACAGAAGAUGCAAGGAGGUACAGCUUCUACUGGCAGGAGCUCUGUCCAAACCUCAGGAAAUCACCAAGGGGUUCCUCCUGAUGUCUGUGAGUACGAGGACAUUAAAGACACCAGACGACUUCCUGCCUCAGACGUUGGAUCUUCUUCAGUUUACUCUACUGCUCAACUACCCACAAUCCUCUCUGAUCCUCAACCUGUUUAUUCAAACACAGAGUUACCCACAAGCCCCUGUGAUUCUAUUCUAUUCUAUUCUGCUGUUUAUUCUGCUGUUCAACGACCCACAAUCCCCUCUGAUCGGGACAUCUACUCCACAGCUCAGUUACCCACACGUCUCUCGGCUGAGAAAUCCGAUGAAGGUCUGACUUACGCAGCAGUGAGUUUUCACUCCAGGGCCCCCAGCUCUAAUGAUGCAGUUCCACAGAUUCUCUUUAAGAAGGAAGAGGUCUCGUGUGAUUAUGAUACAGUCAGUCAUGUUAAUUCAUGAGGCUAGUGUCUCAUCAUUAGGACUCCAACCAUGAGGCACUGGAACUCUACCGCUUUGUUUAGAUUCUUCUUCUUCUUUUCUUCUUCUUCUUCUUCCUCUUCUUCCCCUCCACAGCUUGAGCCCAAAACAAUAUCUGAAGCAAAAUCCAGUAAUGUGCCUGAACAGAUGCACUGAAGAUAUCUGUAUCAGAUGUUAUAGUGGUGAGAUAGCACCACAAUUGGCUGAAAAUUCUUGUUUCUCAUCAUCAUUAGAAAGCCCAAAGCCAUAAGUACCUACUUCAGUUCUGAGCUAUUGUUCACGAUGUGUGAAUCUUAGGGCCCUUUUCCCCUAAAGUAUAGAUUCUACACAAUUUUAUCCCCAAUAAUCCAGUCAGUAUCUCAUUUUGGUGCUUGUACAAUGCUAACCAACUGACUGCAAGUGAGUCAAGUCAUGUAGUUUCAGUGUCAGCCAUGUGUCAGCUAUUCUGUGUGUGAAAGUCAUGUAGUGUGAACACCGCCAAAGUGUGGUAAGAGCAGUGAGAACAGGAACCUCUGACCAAGUAUGAUUUUACAAGCCCUUUUCUGCACGUCUUCCUGUUGUUCCUCUUCCUCAAGCUUUCUGUUGGCUGAGGUCAACAUGUGGUCCUCCUGACUGUCCCAUCUCAAGUUACCCUGGAUGAUAACCCCCAGGACUUUGACUAGGUCACAAACGUCCAAUAUGUUCUGAUCAGUGGAGAGGCUCGGCCUGGCCGGUCUAUGUCUCAUGCUGGUAACAUAAAACUUUACAUUUCCUUGAGUUGAGUUUCAUUUUAUGUUCCUCUACCCAGUUGUUAAGACCAUUCAGGGUCUGUCCAGAGGGUACAGGGUAGUUGGGGUGUCCACAUCUGGGCCAAUGUCAUAUCAUCCACAUAUUUCCAGUAAUCUGUUCCAUCCAGGAGAGCACUGUUAAUCAGCGUUAAGAAGACUAUAAGCCCUAGUACGAAUCCCUGUGCAACUCCACAUGUUUGAUAUUCCCAAUCAGAGAGAUAUCCCUGAUGAUGCACUUUUUGGCGAUGGACAGUCGUGAAGCUGCAAAUUCAUGAGAUUAGGUCCGGUCUCACUGCACGAUCGAGGAGGCCUUGUACUGUCACUGUGUGAUCUACAGCAUCAAAUGCCUUGGCAAAAUCCGUCGUGAUUAGUGUGCACACUGAGCCCGAAACAUCACAGGCCUUGUACACAUCAGUCCAUCAAACUAACUAGACUGUGUGUUGUGGAAUAUUUUGUUGUGUUACAUGGGAUCUACAUUUGGCGUGAUGUCAUUCAGAAUCCAGUGCGCAGCAAUCUGUUCACAAAUUUCAUGAGUGGUCCACUUACUUCAAUGGAUUUCCUUAGUUCAAGGAAACUAGAAAACUUGGGCUGUCAUGGUCCACAAGGGCAAUUCCACCUUGGGCCACUAGAGGGCACCCUGACUUCUUGUUCUGUUGUCUCACUGAUUUCCUGUCUCAGUCAUGCCCACCUGUUUGUUAUUUCUUGAUUAGUUGUUCUAUUUAAGCUCCUUGUGUUCUCACUUUGUUUGCUGGAGCAUUAUGUUCAUGUUAUGUUAAGUUUUGUUAGUUCCAUUUGAUGUUUGUACUAGGCAUAGUCUUUUUGAUAGUUUAAGUAGUGUUUACUUUCUGGUUGUUUUGGUUGUUUUGCAUUUGUAUCCGCCUCCAUGGACUCGUCUUCGUGACGUGGGCUGGCCGGAGUGGCCUAAAACAAAACGUGUCCAGUUUUGUAAAAGAAAUGGUGUGAGAUCAGUGCUUUGAAAGAAUCUUGUAUUGUCUUCUCUAAUAGUUGCAGAUUGUGGUUCAGUUUCUUAUUCAUUUAGUCUUUUCAUUUAAUUUUUUAAAUAAUUUAUACGUGUACUGAUAUAAUGUUGCUUUUCAUGACUUUUUUAUUUUAUUUGCUAAAUUAUUACAAUAAAUAUAACUCUGAAACUUUCUGUAGUUCAAAGCGUUUUUAUUCCGUGACCUAGUGAACCAGUAUCAGGAUGUAUUUAUUGAUAGAAACUUCAAAGCACUUCUGUUUGUUGCUCUGGAUAAGGGCUUCUGCCAAAUGCCUUACACUACAUCUACACUGACUUUUUAAUUGUAUACUGUUUUUAAUUAUAAACAUUGCCAAAAAGCACCCUUACAUAAAUCCAUAGAUUUAGAGCCAUAUACAAGAGGUCAAAGGUCACAGUCGUGAUGAAA
Molecule: messenger RNA, 4010 nt
Organism: Ictalurus furcatus (blue catfish)
Lineage: Eukaryota; Metazoa; Chordata; Actinopteri; Siluriformes; Ictaluridae
Product: polymeric immunoglobulin receptor-like
Exons: 7
Coding region: 410-1822 (470 amino acids)
Source: RefSeq, a predicted model, not a curated record